Messenger RNA from Cannabis sativa, 885 nucleotides. RefSeq lists its product as uncharacterized. Gene Ontology annotation, molecular function: nucleic acid binding; zinc ion binding. The transcript is spliced from 2 exons. NCBI's taxonomy places the organism in Eukaryota, Viridiplantae, Streptophyta, Magnoliopsida, Rosales, Cannabaceae. Bases 137 to 865 code for a protein of 242 amino acids. The record is from RefSeq and is a predicted model, not a curated record.
UGAGCAUGUUAUUUAUGAAAUUGUAUUGUUCUUUUCAGCUGUUGCUAGUGUAUCUGCUAAUCUUAGUUCGGUACCGGUCCUUAAUGGUAAUAACUUUAAGGACUGGAAGGAGAACAUUUUUAUUGUUCUUGGCUGCAUGGAUCUUGACCUUGCAUUAAGGAUGGAUCGUCCUGCUUCUCUUACGGAUACCAGUACCUCCGAGCAAAGGAGGAUUUAUGAGAAGUGGGACCGUUCAAACCGCAUGAGUCUUAUGAUUAUUAAGCGCGGCAUACCUGAGGCUUUUAGGGGUGCGGUGUCCGAGGAGGUCACCGAUGCCACAACUUUCCUUGCUGAAAUUGAGAAGCGCUUUGCGAAAAGCGAUAAGGCGGAAACAAGUACUCUUUUAAAGAAACUUAUUUCCAUGAAGUUUAAGGGCAAGGAAAAUAUAAGGGAGUACAUUAUGGAAAUGUCUCACCUUGCUUCAAAGUUGAAGGCACUAAAGCUUGAGCUUUCGGAUGACUUGCUUGUGCAUUUAGUGCUUAUCUCUCUUCCUCCACAAUUCAGUCAAUUUAAGGUCAGUUACAACUGCCAAAGGGAGAAGUGGACUCUUAAUGAGCUCAUUUCAUUUUGUGUUCAAGAGGAAGAAAGAUUGAAGCAAGAAAAGACUGAAAGUGCUCAUUUGGCAAGCACCUCUAAGGAUAAGGGCAAGAAAAGAAAGAAUGAGGCUGCUAAGGAUAAAGGUCCUGCACAUAAGAAACAAACUCAAACCAACAGUGACGAUGGUUGUUUCUUUUGCAACAUGAAAGGACACAUGAAGAAGGAAUGUGCUAAGUAUAUUGCAUGGCGAGCAAAGAAAGGGUUGCCUGAGUUACCGAAAGCCAAAUGAUGCUGAAAGAAGCAUUUAUG